Messenger RNA from Lathyrus oleraceus (garden pea), 1311 nucleotides. RefSeq lists its product as uncharacterized. The record is from RefSeq and is a predicted model, not a curated record. Gene Ontology annotation, molecular function: nucleic acid binding; zinc ion binding. Lineage: Eukaryota; Viridiplantae; Streptophyta; Magnoliopsida; Fabales; Fabaceae. The coding region runs from base 1 to 1311 and encodes 436 amino acids. The transcript has 5 exons.
AUGGUAGAGAAAGCCCACAUCGCCAUCUUAUUGAGCCUUGGUGAUAAGGUUCUUCGACAGGUUUCGAAGGAGACGACAACGUCUGGAUUAUGGGUGAAACUUUUGAGAACUUCAAAAGUUGGAAAAUUGUUGGAGCACAAGUCAUCUUUGAGUGGUGAAGGCUUGUCGGUUAAGGUGAAAUUUACAAAGAGAGAUGACAAGUUCGACAAGAAGAAGGGUAAAAGUCAGCAAAAGUCUUAUAGUGGUGAUGUGUCUAGUAUUCAAUGUUAUCAUUGUAAGAAGGAGGGUCAUACAAGAAAAGUGUGCCCUGAACGCCUGAAAGAUCGUGUAGGUAAGGAUAAUGGAGUCGCAGCCAUUGUUCAAGAUGAUUUCGACUCAUCUGAUGCUCUUGUGGUUUCAAGCGAUGACUUAAGUAAAAAGUGGAUUAUGGAUUCACGUUGCACUUUGCACAUGACUCUAAAUAAAGACUUGUUUGAAGAACUAUGUGAUCAAGAUAGUGGAUAUGUAUUGCUUGGAAAUAAUAAAGUUUGUAAGAUUGCAGGUGUUGGAUCUAUGAGAUUCAAGCUCCAUGAUGAGUCAAUAAGGUUGUUGGCUGAAGUCAGGUAUGCACCUGAUUUGAAGAGAAAUUUGAUUUCUCUUGGUGAAUUCGACAAGAAACGAUAUGUUUUGCAAGGAGAUAAAAGUAUUCUAAAAGUCAUGAAAGGGUCGAAGGAAGUCUUAAGAGGCGUGAAGAAACAGGGAUUGUAUACCCUUGAGGCUGAAUUUGUUUGUGGUUGUGCAGAUGUUGCCUCCAUGAAACCUUUGUCGAAGAAAGAAAUUUGGCACAUGAGAUUGGACCAUAAGGCUAAGGAUGAAACUUUUGAGAACCUCAAAACUUGGAAAAUUCUUGAAUUUUGCAAUAAGGCAUUUAACCAUUUUUGUGUAGCCUUUAGUAUUGCAAGGCACGAAACUACUGCAGAUAUAAAGACAGCUGAAAAAGCUUGGUCGGGACAUCCAUCAGAUCUCGAAAAGCUUAGAGUAUUUGGUUGCAUAGCCUAUGCUCAUAUUAGGCAAGAAGAGCUAGAACAUGAAGAAAUUCUUGUUAAGGUGGAGCAUGUCGAUGCUGAUUUGCGUAUCCCAGAUCAAGUCAAAGAAGAAGCACAAGAUGCUGAACAUAUUGAGGAAGUUGAGGAAAUUGUCGAUGACUACCUGUUGGCAAGAAAUACGCCGAGAAGAGUCAUUAAGCCACCUCAAAGACUUGGAUAUGCAGAUCUCAUAGCUUAUGGCUUAAUCUCUGCAAGUGAGGUUCUAGAUGAAGAACCUAGAGACUAA